AAGCUGUACUACACGCAAAUCGGGAAUGGAAGCGCCCGGGAGCAGCUCCGGGCAAGGGGCAGCGGCCGGCGACGCUUCAUUAGCGCGGGGCGCUGGCUUGUCUGGUCAGGAGGAGGAGGAAAGUCCAGAGCGCGGAAGAUGGGCGCUUCGACGGAGCUGGCUGGCUGCUCAUCCUACGUUCACGGGGAUGAUGUCAUUGGAUGUGGCUGACCGCAGUGGUGUGUAUGCUGCUUUCUUAGUUUACUUAGACCUCUUAGAAGUUCGAAACUGGCAUGAAGUAUCCUACACUGGGCUAGCAGAAUUCCAGCUUGUGAGUCUCUGUGGGCGAGAGAGAGAAGCUGAGGAUUUACAAGUGGUGGUGCCAACCCCUGCCCACGUGUCAUUUAGCCACGAGAGGUUGAGGCAGAUCAUGAAGAGGGCAUGCACUGUGCAGGAGAAGCCUGAUUCCUCGCUGUCCAUCAUGCUGGCUAUAGUUGAAUCAGACUCCACAAUAGUCUACUAUAAACUGACGGAUGGUUUUGUAAUGCCAGACCCCCCUGAUGAUACCGAAGACAUGGACAACAAACAGUGGAGGAAGAAAAGAAAAAGGGUUUUGAGAUAAUGGGGAGAUGGACUCCAGUCUGGAAUUAAAGGGUUCAAAUGGGAGUUGGAACAUCUGUUUUGAAAAUCUUCACUAAGUUUUGAGAAUUGGCAGGAUAUGGAAAGUGCAUAUCUUGUAAUAAACUGAGACAUCAAAGAUAUUGUGGACCAAUUCAAGAAUCCGUCCUCUCCUCAUCAAUUAGUUCAAGCUUGUAGACUGUAUUUUAAGAGGCAAACUUUUGGAGCGAAGGGAAAUUCUGCCCUUUGUUCUAGACUCUGUAAUUGUCCCAUACGAACCUAAGAAUUCUUAAUUUUAUAAAGUGUUGGCUCUUUCUAGUGAAUUUCCUUGUGCAUGUUGCAAUAAAGUAUUCAUAGCACCUGCUAUAUUAAAUUGCUUGAUUGCAUGCCCCUUGCGGGGUAAAGCAAUGUUCAGAAAAGUUUGCUAUUGUUCAUGCUCAUACAAGCUGACACAACCUCCGCCCACCCUUUUGGUUCAGAUGUGCUGCAGUUGGGAAAAGAUUACUUCACUCAUAAUCACUGCUGCUACUGCCAAAGCUCCAAAAUGCCUGAUCUUAGUCCAGUAGAUGAAGGAGGAACUUAACAAUAUUAAUAAUAAAGACUUUUUUAUAGCACAUUUUAGGUGUUCAAAGCACUUCAUAGUCAUUAUCAGGCCAUUUCUUAUGACAACCCUGUAAAGUAGGCCCAUAGUGCUAUCCCCUUGUACUUGAGGAUGGCAGCAGUUUGCUUAAAGUCAUCUCCUGAGUUCAUGGCCCUCCAUUUAGCAGCUUUUUCCUUUUAGGAACUCUUACUUAGUGGUGGCUGAAGUAGUUUAAUAAUCUGAAGGAACACCUCUUCCUGAAAGAGCCUGCCUGUGCCCUUAGAUCUACCGAUGGGAAAGGCCCAUCUCAUUGUCCCACCACCAAGGGAAGAAUGGUGAUGCAAGAAGGGACUUCUCAAUGGUGGCACCCUGACUUUAGAAUGCCCUGCCGCAAGAGCUAAAUCUGGUGCCAACUUCAUUACCAUUUUGGCACCAGGCUACCGUGAUCUGAUUUUUCUGGGCAUUUAUGAGUGGAUAGCUCUGCUGCUGUUAGUUGAUUUUACUUUAUUUUAUUUUAUGCAGUAUUGUAGGUUAUUUUCUAAUACUGUUGUU
This is a messenger RNA of Elgaria multicarinata webbii, 1729 nucleotides long. RefSeq names its product tRNA splicing endonuclease subunit 15 (gene TSEN15). Lineage: Eukaryota; Metazoa; Chordata; Lepidosauria; Squamata; Anguidae. The coding region runs from base 26 to 601 and encodes 191 amino acids. Gene Ontology annotation, molecular function: nucleic acid binding. The transcript has 4 exons. The record is from RefSeq and is a predicted model, not a curated record. Gene Ontology annotation, biological process: tRNA splicing, via endonucleolytic cleavage and ligation.